This is a messenger RNA of Rotaria socialis, 3597 nucleotides long. NCBI's taxonomy places the organism in Eukaryota, Metazoa, Rotifera, Eurotatoria, Philodinida, Philodinidae. The record is from the annotation of a GenBank genome assembly.
AUGGCUUCGAUGCAACUUUCUGUGUUUGAUUUUCUUUCAGUUACAGCUUCUAUAAAUUCUAUCAACGAUGCAAACCUUGCACAAAUCCGUUCGAAUAAUUUCAUAUCUAAUCGUAAUGAUGCUCCGAAUGAACAAACUCUAAAAAAUAUUGCUCAACAGCUACGCUUGCUUGAUGAUCCAAUUAACUUACAACAUUUGAAAAUUUGUUUAAGUGGUGAAGAUGAUUUUGAUGUAAAGGUGAAACUGGUUGAAAUAUACUUCAUGAAAUCAUUAUUGCCAAAUCCAAUGAAUAUUAUCCCGCAAUCGAAUGUUCAAAUAAAACAAACGAUUGAAACGGAAUUAGUACGCCAAAUUACAUGUUAUAUUCAUGUAAAACAGGAUCGGAAAUCAGUUGAACAAUUUAUUGAAGAAUUUUUAUUCACAUCAUUGAUCAAAAAGCAAAAUGAUCAUGCUAAUCGAGGUAAUGCAUCUCGUUCUGCAAUAAACAAAGUUCCCUCAUCGACACGAUUUACUCAAGGUUGUGUUUUAGAUGUAUUUAUUCGUACGCAAUUAAGCACUCGAGGUGUAGUUAAUACGGGUUAUUCUCUUACAAAAUUACAGCUAGCCGAACCUCUCACUUUGGAAGAUGAAUUUGAUACUUGGUAUUUUGAUUAUAUGCGAGGUCUAUUUGAUAUAUGGCUUAUACCGACAAAUAAUCAAACAUUUCCACUCAAAUGGUCGAUCACUGAGGAUGCUGAGAUAUUAUUUACAGUUGGCAAUAAGAGUAUAAGUGCUAUCGAUGAUGCCAAUAAUACUUCUGCAAUUGGUAAUAUCGAUCGACCAAGUACUGUGUCAUUAGAAAAAUUUAUAAAUGACAUUUGCGAAAAAGAGAAUAAUGGAAAUACAGAAAGAUGGCUUGAAGGUUUGCGUAAUGAAGAUAUUCGAUCGUAUUCCCAUUUAGCUAAUUUAAAAUUCACUGAAUGGGAACAAAUGAAAAGUUUAAGUACAAAUGCACGAAAAAUUCUUAAGUCUUAUGUUGAUCGAGAAAAACAACUUCGUGUUGAAGUGAAAAAAACGAGCGAAUCAAAAACUGAUAUUGAUCAAGGACCAAAGUUACCUUCCAAAUCACAAUUAAUCGCUUAUUUACAUCAAAUCAAAUUAUAUUUUCAUUAUAUGCUUGAUGAAUACUUUCAACAGGCGAGAAUUCCUCAACCGGCUCAGGUUAAUGUUCAAUGCGUCGAUCUUGCAUUUGAAGAGAUGCGUAACGAAGGAUUUGCUGAUGAUGGUCUAUUUGAUCAAAUGAAACCUUUCUUUUUACCUUUGACUAUGGUCGAACAGGAUAUUGAAGUCACUGAUAGACAAUGGAUUCAAUUAGAAAACGAUCUAAGUAAUAGACAAACUUUAUUACGUAUUGAAAAGGCCAAACUUGAAGAUGAAAUGGCUGAACUUGGGGGAAAAUACUAUCAACUCGAUGAUAAAGUUGUGCAAUUGAAAGCCAGCGCAUCACGUCAAACAACGACUAAUUUAAUUAACUCAAGGGAUAAUCAAGAUGAAACAGGCUCGCCAUCUCUUCAGCAACAAAUCGUAAAUUGUCGUAGCAUGAUGGAUGAAUUACAACCAAGUCGAAAUCAACUUCGAACUAAAUGGAAUCAAUUAAAUGAUUUAAUAAGCAACAUCGAAACAGCAUUACAAAGUCGAAAAACUAGGAGUAGUGAUAGUGAUCUUAUUAAACCUAAUCGUGGCUUUAUUAUGUAUGGUCCACCAGGUACUGGUAAAUCAGAUAUAAUGAGUAAAGUGUCAACACGUUUAGGUAUCAAUAUGGUUACGCCACCGAUUGCGGCUGGCGAAUUAGAUCGACCAUUAGUAGGUGAAUCCGAACGAAUUAUUAGUGAUAUUUGUAUGAGAUGUCAUCGAUUACCUUACUUAAUGUGCUGUGUGUCGAUUGAUGAAAUCGAUUCAUUAGCACCAAAACGAACAAAUAAUGCUAGUCAUUCAGAUGUAUCGAAACUUAGUGUUCUUCUUUCUGUAAUUGAUGGUAUCAAAGAUGUUCGUAAUUUGAUGUUUUUUUGUGCAACAAAUCGAAUUCAUAUGAUGGAUGAGGCAUUUUUGCGUCGCAUGUCUGGCAAAUUUUUUGUUGGACGCCCUUCAUCACAUGCUCGAAAAGCAAUAUUAUCUGGAAUGAAAACUUGGCAUUUAAAUCCUUCAAUGCUUGAAGAUUUAGCUAUGGCUACAACAAAUUUCAGUGGAGCAGCACUAAGGGCACUUCGUCGCUCAAUUACUGCUCAUUGUAUUAAUGUCUUAAGAACUAAUAGUUCUUAUCAUAUUGUUUAUCGGACUGUUCUUGAACAUGCACAUGAAAUUGCUUUAAAAUAUCGUAUUAUGAUUGGUGCUGAGACUUUACCUGAUCUACUUCUUCGGAAUUUAAAUGAAACACGUCCAGCUGAACCUUGGGGCUUAUCUAAUAGACGUAAUUCUGUAUAUACAGGUAAAAUUCUAAUUAAUCUGUCAAAGAAAAAAGCUUAUGUCGAAGCUGUAAUUACUCAUAAUAAUGGUGAAAAAGAGAAAAUUGUCUAUCAAGAUACGUUAACUGAAAGAGAAACUGAUUUAAAACAGUUGAUCGAACGAUUAGUUUAUUAUGGAAAGUCAAGAAAUGUUCAACUUUUGCAAUUAGUAGAUCUUAAUCUACUAUUAUCUGAAAGUGCUUAUAAUGAAGAAAGAAAAUUUGAAAUAUUAAAAGAACGUGUUGAAGAAUCUAGUUCAUAUCGUCGUUCAAUGAUUGUCUUUGAUCUUGAUUCACUUAUUGGAGUCAAUAAAAGUGAAGGAUAUGCAGCAUUAGGAAAUUCGACUAAUGUAUCUUUGAUUAAUCAAAAUGUAAAUAUUUAUAUAAGAGAAAAAUUUCGUGAUGCGUAUUGUCAAACACCCUUUACUAACAGAGAACAAGAUGAUGAAGAAUUAGACAAACUUGAAGAAAAAUGGUCGGCUAUUGUCGUUCGUGAAUCAUAUUUAUAUCGACAAUUUUGUAGUGGCGAUCAUCAAUUUACUCGUCUACCAGAAGAGAUUGAAGAAGAAGAAGAGCAACUUCGUCAAUCUGAACAAAAUUUAUUGUGUGUAAAAUGUAAAAAUAAUUAUACGGAACAAGAAAACAAGAUGGGUCAAUGUGUAUAUCAUGAUGGAUUUGUGUACGAUUGUAGCUCUAUUAGCUUAAAAAUGUUUCCACAAUCAACAGGUAUUCAAGCCUUAAUUACCGAAGAAGCACAGUUAUUAAGAAAUAUUAAUAUUACAAAUGAACAGAAAGAACGGCAUGAACGAGGUAAACAAAGAUUUAAAUUCAUAUGUUGUAAUCAGACAUUGCAAAUUUCUGGCAAUAUGGGAGGAUGUAAGAAGGCUAAACAUCAAGAUUUAACUAAAGAAGAAUGGGAAAAUCAAUGCAAUAAUAACGGAUGUUAUUUACAGAAAUGGAGAGAUAUUUUAAAUGCACUUGAUGAAAAUAAUGAGGUCGGUUCUGUAACAUACAAUUCAAUAAGGCGACAAGAAACGCUUCCUGGAUCCAAUUUCAAUAGAUCAACGGCUUUUGAAUCAGAUUUGUCAACUUCCAAGAAAAUUAUCAAAAAACAUUAA